Messenger RNA from Drosophila virilis, 826 nucleotides. RefSeq lists its product as uncharacterized. NCBI's taxonomy places the organism in Eukaryota, Metazoa, Arthropoda, Insecta, Diptera, Drosophilidae. The record is from RefSeq and is a predicted model, not a curated record.
UCAAAGCGAAUACCCAAAAGAUGUGGUCCCAAUCAAAGUUUGUGUACCAGUUGUUAAUUUUGAUUUUAUUAGAAAGGCAAUCGAGUGCUAUAAAAUACAAAUUCAGUCUUGAAAAUGAGGAUAUAUUCACCGAUUGUCCCAAUAAACCUAGUAACGUACUCAAUAUAAGCGGACUUUUCGAUACCUCUGAGUCAACCUUUAAAACGGAUUUUGUGUCGGUACGCUUUUCGGGCAAUCUCACCUGCGUCUGGAAUAUUAAACCUGGUGAUCGCAUUCAGUUUACUUUCGAAAUAAAUCGUUUCGAUCGUGGAUCCUGGCAGCCAACAGUAUUCAAUAUGUAUGUCCGUGACAUCUGUCCUGCUCUCUAUGAAAAAGAACAGUACUGGUACAAGUAUUGGUCGAAAUACAUAAUCAAUAAGGAACAAGUUAGAGACAAAUGUAUUCUGCCUGGAACUAAAUUUAUUCACGAGCCGUUUGAUGUAGAAUUACUGUUCGAGGCACAAGGAUUACCUUUAAUGGGACAAUACAAGAUUGCCUACACAUUGAAGGCCCUUGACACUAAAGGGGUAGAGCGGGAAACUAGCAUCUGUUUUGAAAUGUUAGGGGAAUUUCAGAGGCUGUAGAUUUGCCAGGAAAUAUAUUUAAAUUGAAGCUUUAUAAGUAUUUCUAAUAAGAUCAUAUUUAGAAAAAAAUCAAAUUUUUCUGUGAAUAUUCGUUUUUAAAUUUUUAAUGUGCUACAGGAAUUGAAAGAUCAAAUUUUAUCUCAAUAAAAAUAAUAUUGGUGCAAUAAUAGACAGAGAUUCCAAUUCACUGGUUGAUCCACUAA